CAAAAAUGGAUUUUAAAAAAAAAUCUCAAAUAAACACUAUUUGGUUUAUCACUUCAUUCUUCAACCGGAAACACUGCUUUGUUCUUCAAACACAAUCUGCUUCUCUUCUCAGAAACCCUCAUUUAUGUGUUAUUGAUUAAAAAGGAAUUAUUUUUUGGUUAAUUUGUUUUCUUUGAAGAGAAUUGAAAAAUAUGGAAGGGUUAUUGAAUUCUUUGAUUAACCAAAGUUGUUUAAAACCCUUUGGUUUUACUCCAAUAGUUGGUUAUAAUUUCCCAGUUACCACGAGAACUUGGCGUUUAAAUCGAAAACUUGAUUCUUAUAAUACAUUGAGAAUCGAUUGCACGCAUUUAGAUAGAGAUAGUAACGCCAGUGCUAGAGGAAAUAGAGUUGCUGCAUUGGAUAGUGGGGAUAAUGGAGAGGAAUCUGAUAUGGAUUGGGAAUCAGAGUUUGUCGGAGAAUUGGAUCCGUUUGGUUACCGAGCUCCGAAGAAAAGGGAAAAAGAGCAAAAGUCAAAGUUGCUUGAGGAUACUGAUGGAAUGGAUUGGUGUGUGAGGGCGAGAGAGGUGGCGUUAAAAUCGAUUAAAGCGAAGGGUAGGGCUUAUGCAUUGGAAGAUUUGGUAACUGUUAAGAAGAAGAAAAAGAAAAAGAAGGUUGAGGAGAAGGUGGUAAGCAAGAAGAAAACUGAGAAGAAAAUCGAUGAAAUAGAAGAUUUACUUGAUUAUGGUUCGGAGGAAGAGUUUGGACUGCCACAGGUGAAGGAAAAUGAUUUGAAAAGGCAAGUGAGUUUGAUUGCGGAUGGAAUGUUUGCAGAAAAUACGGAGAAAAGGAUGGAAACGUUUUACAAUAGACUGUCUCAAUUCUCUGGGAUAUCUGACCAUAGAAAAGAAAUCAACUUGAACAAAGCGAUUAUUGAAUCGCAGACUGCGGAUGAUGUGUUGGAUGUUACGUACGAAACAAUUGUCGCGGUUGCAAAAGGAUUGAGCCCCUCACCUCUCUCCCCUUUGAAUAUUGCUACUGCUCUUCAUCGCAUUGCUAAGAAUAUGGAGAAAGUUUCUAUGAUGAAAACUCGAAGGCUUGCUUUUGCUCGACAAAAAGAGAUGUCUAUGCUUGUCGGCGUUGCAAUGACAGCCUUGCCUGAAUGCUCUGCUCAAGGAAUCUCAAACAUAGCUUGGGCACUGUCCAAAGUUGGAGGCGAACUGCUUUACUUUUCAGAAAUGGAUAGAAUUGCAGAGAUUGCACUGACAAAAGUUGGGGAAUUAAACUCUCAAAACAUUGCUAACAUUGCAGGUGCUUUCGCUUCAAUGCAGCAUUCAGCUCCCGAUCUUUUUGCAGAACUGUCGAAAAGGGCUUCAGAAAUAAUUCACACCUUCAAAGGGCAAGAACUUGCACAGCUUUUGUGGGCUUUCGCAUCUCUAUAUGAGCCUGCUGACAUUGUAUUUGAUUCUUUAGACAGACUUUUCGAAGAUCAUCGUCAAUCGAAAGGUUUCAUAGGUGAACAGAUCGGUGUGGAAUCUGUUGAUCGAAACGGGGACUCAACUUUACUUACUUUAAAUAGGGAUCAGCUUGGGACUAUAGCUUGGUCCUAUGCUGUCUUUGGACAAAUGGACAGAAGUUUCUUCUCUUAUGUAUGGAAAACUCUCGGCUAUUUCGAGGAGCAAAGGGUUUCAGAGCUGUAUCGGGAAGAUAUCAUGUUUGCUUCUCAGGUUCAUCUUGUAAACCAGUGCUUGAAACUUGAAUUUCCACAUCUUCAGCUGUCUCUAUGCGGUGAGCUUGAGGAUAAAGUUUCUAGCGCUGGAAAGACUAAAAGGUUUAAUCAGAAGAUAACUUCGUCAUUUCAGAAAGAGGUUGGACAUCUUCUUGUUAGCACUGGACUUGAAUGGGUCAAAGAAUAUGUUGUAGAUGGGUACACUUUGGAUGCUGUGACAGUUGAUAAGAAGCUUGCUUUAGAGAUUGAUGGUCCUACACAUUUCUCUAGAAAUACCGGUGUUCCUCUAGGACAUACCAUACUUAAACGACGAUACAUUACUGCUGCCGGUUGGAAACUCGUAUCAUUAUCCUAUCAAGAGUGGGAGGAACUUCAAGGAGGAUCUGAACAGGUGGAGUACCUAAGGGAAAUUCUAAAAGAUCAUUUAGAUAAAAAAUAUGAUAGCUCUACAUUGACUGAGGUAAAGUGAUCAUUCAACGUUUUUUGCGAGGUAUCGGGGGUUCUGUAUGUUUAAGUUGUUAUGCUUCUUUAAGAAAUUUUAGUGAAGCCUUGUAUAUUUGUUAGACGGAAAUUUAAACAGCUUUGCGCUCCUUACUAUCAUUGAUAUAAAAGAACUCGAGAGAAAUGUCAAUAACCUCACGGUGGACCAUCUGAGCUAGUCGGCAAACUUGAAAUUACAUUUUUCAAAUUAUUUACUAACAGUAAAAA
Medicago truncatula (barrel medic) is the source of this 2413-nucleotide messenger RNA. Its product is annotated as RAP domain-containing protein, chloroplastic. The record is from RefSeq and is a predicted model, not a curated record. The coding region runs from base 192 to 2174 and encodes 660 amino acids. Gene Ontology annotation, biological process: chloroplast rRNA processing; regulation of mitochondrial mRNA stability; mitochondrial RNA processing. The transcript has 4 exons. Lineage: Eukaryota; Viridiplantae; Streptophyta; Magnoliopsida; Fabales; Fabaceae. Gene Ontology annotation, cellular component: ribonucleoprotein granule; mitochondrial matrix; chloroplast. Gene Ontology annotation, molecular function: RNA binding.